Folsomia candida is the source of this 4601-nucleotide messenger RNA. RefSeq names its product claspin. The record is from RefSeq and is a predicted model, not a curated record. Gene Ontology annotation, molecular function: anaphase-promoting complex binding. Gene Ontology annotation, biological process: mitotic DNA replication checkpoint signaling; activation of protein kinase activity; mitotic G2 DNA damage checkpoint signaling. The transcript is spliced from 7 exons. Lineage: Eukaryota; Metazoa; Arthropoda; Collembola; Entomobryomorpha; Isotomidae. Bases 238 to 4374 code for a protein of 1378 amino acids.
UCCAAAAAAAAAAGCGGUUCUUCACCUCAAUCUGGUCUUGUUUUCAUGUUUUUAGUUUUGUUUCACAGAUAUUUUAAAUUUUCACUAAUUUCGUUUAAAAUGUGUAAGAGUAACGGUGGCGGAGGUUGCUCCAACAUUGCAGCUAAUUGUCUAUGACAAUUUGUCAUCCGACGGAAUCCUAGAGUUAAUCUACUCGUUCAUGAAAACUGCAGACUGAUAAUUUCACAUUGAAUUAAAAUGGAGCUGUCAAUACUGAGCGAAAUGGAAAGUAUUUCCAAUUUUCAAGAUGCACCGGAACCGGAAGUUGAGGUGGAGGAUAUUAGGCUUACGAAAAGCCCAAGUCCACUACCACCAGCAGGAGAAGAUAACCAAGGCCUGAGGACUGACGAGAGUGACAACGAAAACAUGGUCAUUGCAGAAGAAAAGAGUGAUGACGAUGACGACGACAUGAAUCUAUCUUUCCGUUCAAAGAAGAAGACAAGGUUUAUCACCAGCGAUGAUGAAGACUCAAAUUCUCGGCACAAAUCUCCAGAAAAGUCUCGGUCCCCAAGUCCAUGGUCUCCAUCCCCACCGUCAAAUGUUGAUGAUUCUGCUGAUGACGAACAGCUUCUCGAUAUUCCUCCCACGACGUAUGGCAGAAUAUCUUCAUCUAAAAGUAGAAGGCAAGUGUCGUCACCAACUCCAUCGUCUCCAAUUCAGUCGCAAGAACGGUCUGCAUUUUCUCUCAAAACGCUUGACCCUGACAUUUAUGGGGACGAUUCUGAAGAAGAAGUACGUAGUUUGCAUAGCUAUCAUGGAGGAAAUUCCUCAGACUCUGACCACCACCGUGAAAAUGACGACAACGAGAAUGACCAGAAUAACAAAAAGACUGGUAAAGCCAAGAAGAAGAGGAAAGAACCACUUCCUAAGCGAAAAGCUAGUGAGAAGGCGAGAGAAACUAUGAUGAAAGAGUUGGCGUCCAAGACGCAGAAAAUGGUUCGAGAAUCCAGAAUUGAACUUCCCUAUCACAAACCCAAGCAGUUGACGCUGGACGAGUUUUUGAAAAGGAGGAACCGAGCGAGAGCCCCACUUUUGGAGAGUUUAGUUCAAUCUGGGGAAAAUUUAGGGUGUGGGGCUCGGAAUGGGAUAAGUAUGGAGGAAGAUGUUCUCCCCAUUCUGGCAGAGGUCGAGAAAGACGACGAGGAAAUCAGAAGGAACAAGGAGUUGGCAGAUAUGCUGGAGAAGGUUGAACCUGUAGUAGUACUGGAGACACUGCCAAUGUCUCCAUUGGGGGAUAGCGUCGAGAUGGAGAUGGAAGUGAACGAUGAGGAGAAACAAGUAAUCCUGUCGGAAGAUUAUCACCAGGAAGAAGAGGGGGUAGAUUUGGGCAGUGCAGCUAUUGUCACAGAAGAGAAAGACGACGUUGAUAAUGGUGCAAAACAAAUUCCAUCCAAAAUUGACAAUGAUGAUAUCAUCACGGAUGAAGUUAAACAAUUAGUAGAAGAACCAGUAAUAACAUUUGCGCAGGAUGACGCUAUUAAUACGGAUAAGAAGACUAAAGAUAAUGAUAAUCCUUCAACCUUUGACGAGCCUCUCGUCAUUGUCGAACCGGAAAACCAAACUGUUGUCAUCCCCUCUUCACCAAUCAAGAACCAAGAAGACGAUCCAACCCCUAAUAUCACCACCACUUUAGAAGAUCCCACGUCCACAUUUGUCCAGGACGAGGCUGCCUUAAACGCAUUCCUUUCCGAGAACAAACCCAAACCGAAGAAGCUAACAAUAAAAGAAAUGAUAAUGAGGAUGCCCGGUUAUGACAAGAUUGCACAAAUGAAACCAGUCAUUGGCGGAGUUCGAAAGGGAUUCAGGGUCAACCCAAACGAGAUAAUUGAUCUCAGGGAUGACAUGGAUAAGAACAAACCGAACAAGAAUGCAAAAGCGAUGGAUACUUUGAUAAGUCGUUUUGCCAAACAUGCAUGUGCUGGUGCGUCUGCAAAUGUGGAAGAUUCCAAACCACAACAUUAUAAGCUUCAUGUCAAUAAAAUUGAGAAGGAUUCUCAAGGAAUGCUUCACUCCGUUGUAGACGAUAUUGACUAUGUUUCUACACCUGCGGACGACGACCUCGACAUUAUUACCAAAAUAACCCGAACUACUGGAUCCUCCCCUCGUGAACAAGUGCCUGGUGAGAAAAUGUUUCGUCUCAAGAAAGCUCUCAAAGACAGCAUUCGUGCCAAAAAGGCGAAAGAGUAUGAAGAGAGAAUUAAGCUGCACUCCAUGUACAAUGACGAGUUGGAGUUCAAGGAUGAUCUUCCCGAUGAUGAGAUCAUCCUUGAUGACGAAGAGGGCGAAGGUGGUGUGUCUUCUGAAGAGGAUGAAGAAGAUGACGAAGAGUUUGACGAGGAAGAGGAGGAGGAAGAAGAAGAAGAUGUAGAAGUUGUGUCUGGAACAAAGAAGAAACGAAAGAGGUUGUUGUACGUUGAUGAUGAAGCCGAGGAUGAAGAUGGUGACCAGAUGUCCUCCAGUGACGACGACGACGAUGAUAUUGAUGGGGAAGAUGAAGGUGAUGGGGAAUUGGAAGAUGCUGAAAAUUCUCAGUCACAGAGCUCAAAAGUAGAAAAUAGUGAAGAUACAACUGAUUUUAAAUCGCAAAUUCCGAAAACAGUAGUGUCCGACUUGGUCUCACAAUCUCAACCCGUGGAUCAAAUUGCCCAACUUUUGUCAAAGACGGGCCAUGAAAUUGAUGCCAAAGAUCUCGACUUGUCCAAUCUCUGCUCGGGCAAAUUUCCUAGUCAAGAAGUACCACUCACCCCGUUCGAGAGUCAAGCUCAAGAUUGCUUUGGAUUUGAUGAGGACGAUGACGAAGAAUUGGGGAACAUGUCCCUUACCUCAUAUGCAACCACACCUGGGACAGGAGCUUCUAAUAUCAAUAAUGAUACUUCUAUCAUUUCAGCCCCAAUUGUAGAUGAUACCGAAGAAGGAGAGAUUGAUUUAAAUAAAUCUAAAUCUGCCACUGAGAAGAAAAGUGAUGAAACACCCAAACGAAAUCAUAAUAGCAUAUUUGAAGAAGAUAUAGACAAUGCCUCAGAUAACGACGACAUUGUACAACAACCCAAAAAAAUCAAACCAAAACGCCUCCACUUUUCAGACGAUGAAGAAGAAAACGACGAUAAGAACGAAAUCGAAACCUCUGCUAUGUCGUCACAUGACGAAAACGAGACUAACGACGUACCUGACGAAAUACCUAACUAUGAUGAUGAGGACGACGACGAGGAAGCAGAAUUUGAAAGACAACUAAUUCGUCAAAAAGAACAGCAAAAAGCAAAGCCCAAAGGUCUCUUUGGUGCAAAUGGACUAUUAAGGAAAAAGUUUGUCGAGCAUGAGGCUGAACUGUCUGGGAGUGACGAUGGUUCGGGGGACGAGGACGAGCAAGGGUUGAAUUUUUACGAACAAGAAGAUGGAGACGAAGAGGAGUUGGAUGAAGAUGCAGUACGGACUGAAAUUGAGAGAGCUCAUUUGAAACACUUGCUGGACAAGGAUGACAUGGAGAUUCGAGAUUUACAGUACGAAUUUUUAGAGAAGGGGGAUUUGGAAGAUGGAAAGCAACGAGAGAGAAAAUUCAGAUGGACUGAUGUCGAUGACGCUUGGGGCGAUGACCACGCCAUGAUGGGAGAUUUCGAUGGUGAUGGCGUUGGAGAGGAGGAAACAGAAGAAGACGCGAAGCAAAGAAUUGCAGAAAUAGAACGUCGAAAAUGGAUAAAUGAAAACUCUCAGAUGCUAGAAGCCACAGAAGAAGAAUCUCAGAGAAGCAUGUUUGAAAACAGCAAAUUCUUAAAAUUGGGCCGCACUACAAAAAAGAAAAUUGAAAGUUUUGUAGAAAAUUCUUCAUCAAGUUUCAUGAUGAUGAACGAGUCAAGUAACAGCGUUCAGCAAGAUUCAUCUUUUUCUGCCUUGAUUAAAUCGAAAAUUACUGGAAACCCGAAUAGUUUUCUCUCUGCAUCAAAACUCCCUAACAAUGACAUAUCUAAAGAUGAAGAAGACUCGGUAAAAUUGUCGUCAAAGUCGCAGCCCCUGUUUGCUUCACCAGAUGAUCCGUGCUCCAAGAUGAAACGAGGCUCCUUCUUGUCCCGAGGUUCUCCAUCGUUGACACGUCUCGCUGAAAUUACGAAAUUAAAUGUUCCUAAAGCUAACGAUGUAACAAGUAAUGUCAAAAAUAACUCUAGAAAUUUCGUCUUUUCCGUUAUAACCCCUCCGGAUCAGGCUUCAAAACAGAACAAUAAGGCUGCCAAGCGUCCAGCACACAGUCAGGGAACGCAACCUAAGAAAUUUGUCAAGAUGGAUCGAUCUUUCAGCAACAUGGACGAUUCUAGUAAAGAUGCAAGCAUUUUUAAGUGGUUUUAAUCAUCUAAGUAUAUGUAAAUAAAUCCAAAUUUGUAAUAAGUAUAUGUGCAAUUUAUUUUUGAUUUAUUUAUUGUUGUAAUAUUUAAUUUUAAAAUUUAAUGAUUAUUGGUUGUAUAAGCAAUACUUUCUAUCUCAGUUGUAUACUAUAUGUACAUAAUUCGCCAGAGUUGUGCAUUUUGUAAAUCGUGUUCAGAACGAAAAAUAAAGCCGCAUAAAAUCGCAGUUUA